UUUCAAUCGACAAAGUCGUGUGUAUGCUUUCGCUCGUUCCGUAAACCGGGAAUCACAAAAAAAAGAAUUGCUGAAAAAAUUAUUUUGAAAGUGCAAAAAAGUUUAAAAUUGUUUAAAAAUUAUUUUUUACAUGUGCUAUUGCUGAUGAGUUGGAUGUAAAGAGCAGUGAGAUUCACUAGUUCUAUAAGUGAUUUUAAUUCAAUGACCUUAAACCGGCUCUAAAAUUUGACUCAAAUGUAAGAAAAUAAAGAGAAAGAUCUGAAUAGAAAAAAAAAUAACAAAAGAAAGAAAAGAAGUGAAGAACUAAGGAAGGGAAUUUAUUUCGAUUAUUUUUUUUGCGUUUCUUGUAAAGAAACUCUCAAUUUACGUUGUUGUGGAUCAAAAGAGAAUUUCUUGUGGAUUAUUUUUGUGCAUGAAAAAAAAUUUAUUUUCCUUUUGGAAUUUUUGUGGAAAAGAUUUUUCACGGCUAUUGAGUGAAUGUAUCAUUUGAAAGACAUCAAUCAACGUUAAUAAAUUACAUUGUCAGUAGGCCAAAAUUAUUUCAAACUAAAGGAAAAAGAGAGUUUGUAAUAAAUUCAGAAAAAAGAGAAUUUCGUCAAAUUAAUUUUGUGUUCCUUUAUGCUCUCUUUAAAAAUGCCGUGGAAUUUGUGAGUAAAGAAAGUUGUUUCAUUCACAAAAAAAGUAAGACACAAAAACAAUCAGUGAAUAAAGUGACAAGUAAAACACAGAAGGGGGAAAAAAAGAGCAAAGGAAGACAUCAAAAUGUUGUCAUACAUGUUGCCUGUCGAGGAAAAAUCACAAACUUCUCGCAACAUAAAUUUAAAUUUAAAUCUUCAAAACACAACAAGUACAAAACUACAUACAACACCAUCAGAUUUAGAUCAUGAUCAUCACGAGCAUGAUGAUGUUGAUGAGAAUACGAAAUUGUUGAGUGCCGAAGCAGCUGACAACUAUAUAGCCACAAACUACACAUCAAAUCGUAAUGGAAAUCUUAUAAAAAAUGGCAACAGUAAAAUUAAUUACAAUAUGAACAUAAGUUUAUGUAAUAAUAAUUUAAUAAACGGUAAUAGCACGAGUAAUGAUAACAAUAAUAUAAAUAAUAUAAAUAAUAAUCAUAAUUUCAAUAAUAGUAAUAAUGUUAAUGCAAUAAUCAAAAACAGUGAUUCCUUAUCAAAUGAAACGAGAAGUGCAGAUGAAAAGGAAACAGACACAGAGCAUAGUGAUUCUGUGGCUACAUCUGAAAAUACUGUGAAUAAUAAUGUUAAUGAUGAAACUAGCAACAAUAAUGGUGAUAGUAAGAAAAUUAUUAAAAUGUCUAAAUUAGGCAGCAAAAAUGUUACUUUAAAAAGAGUCUCCUUUGGUUCGUCAAAAGGAUCAAUGGUUGAAACACUCAUUUUUGAGACGCCUACACCUUUGCCUGAGCACGCAGAACGCGAAUUCUUCUCAUCUGUAAAUGCAACGACAGGAGGACAAGAAACUAAUGGACUGAACGAUAGUGGCAUUGAGCUGCAAGAAGAAUUAGAACGUUCGAAAGUACGUGUAUCAUUUUUCCAAAGCAGCAAACCACAGCAAGUUAGUCCACCUUGCAGUGAAAACACCUCACUUUAUUACGGUGAUAAUUAUUAUAAUAACAAUUCACUAAUUGACUCAUUUCUACACAAUUCGGCACUAAGUGAAACCGAUAGUAGAAUGACGGCUGUAAUACCACCAGAUUUUAAUAGGCAAGUUAGCACCGAUUCAGGAUGGGACAAUCCAUUUCGACCAGAUGGCGAUUUAUCGAGAGAGGCUGAUGAAAUAGUUAAUAUGAUUAAAGGAGGUAAACCAAUUACACCAACCGGUGAUCAAUCAUUAUUAGCAAAUGGAACUCAUGUAGAUGAUAGUCAUGAUGCCAAUGGUACAGCAGUUGUAGACAGUGCGAUGACAAAACUUGAGGCGUCGCCACUUCUCUCACAGCAGAACGGUACAAAAUCACCGCAAAAAACGACAACAGUAAAUGGAGAUGCAACAAAAGAUGCACCACAGACACAAGUAUCAAAUCAAACAGUUCCUGGUCCACAAUCAGCAAGUCACGUGGUGAUUGAUGAAAAGAAGAAGAAGGGCCGAGCAUGUUGUGUGAUUCAAUAGAUGAUGUCAUUUAAUGAACGAAAUGAUGAUAAAAAAUUUCUUCCUUCUUGUAAUUCUUCUCUCUAUUUCUCUGUCAUCUCUUAUGUACUAGUGUAUUGCAUAAUCCUAUUCUACUCUAUGAUAACGAUAUGUGUGGAAGAGACACAAUCUUUGGCAAUUUUUGAGAUGCAGCUUUGAUAAUAUCCAUGAAUAAAUAAAAAAAAUAAAAGGAAAAAAAAAUAUCUGAAAAACAUGGCAGAAACAACAAUAGCAGCAGUGUAUUAAUAUGUAUGAUUUAAUUUGAGAAUAAUUUGACCAGACCGUCAACAUGAAAGUUGAAUUUUAAAGAUCCUUAGUACAGUGAAUCUUCGUUGUAUGACUACAUUCUAGUGAUAAAUCAUGAAAUAUUUAUAAUAAGCAUAGAAAUUGAGUUUGAAUUUACUGUACAAAAAAAAGAUUACACUCAAUAUACACACACAUACAGACAUACCGCAUGCAUGCGAAUCUAUCAAUGCGAAUAAUUAUGAUAAAAAAAAAACAAGAUUUAACAAAAGAAGAGAAAUAUUCAGUCACAUUUAAACGUAUUUACAAUGUCACUCACAUAAUUUUUUUGUUUUUUCUUUCUCUUAUCCGAAGAAGAUAUUGUAUAAUUAAUUAAACUUAUGAUGAAUGUAUCAAAAAUGAAGAAAAAAUAGCAGACAUAAAAAAAGUGAAAAAGAAAAGAUUAUGGCUCGUGUUUAAAAAUAUUUUCAGGAUAUUUUUAUUACAUAAAAAGCAGAUAAAUGUGUGAAAUAUUUGACAGCAUGAUCAUGCAAAAUUGAAUAUGGGAAAUAAAGCAGAAAAAAUUUUGAAUUUUUUAUUUUAGAGAUCCAAGGGUUGGGCACAUAAAACAAACUUCAAUUAAAAUGAAGUGCCAGCCCUUGAUCCCUAAAAUAUUUUUAUCAUUUUAAGUUGUCCACACUUUGGUUGAAUUAAUUUUUCUAGUGAGUAAACGAAUGUUACAGCUAGUUCCUAGCUGAGUCUCAGAAGGGUUUUGAUAAUGUUCAGUAACCAAUUGACUACGAUCACAAAUAUAUCUGCUGAUUGCUUUCCAGCUUUUUUGGCUGACAUCAUCCAGCUUAAAGCGUGUUAAGCAGUUGAAUAAAAGCUUUACACACAAAAAAAAAAUAUCAAUUUACAUGAAAUUUGAGCAGUCAAAUGGUUGAUGAAACAUUUAUGCAGGCUGAUGGUAAUUAGAUUACAAUUUAAAGUAUCUAUAGGGUAUAAAAAGUCUUUUUAUAAAGUUACAGCAUUGUAGACUGUAAGUCCAAUAGAAACAGAAAAUAUGUAAAUUUUACAAUAAUUUUAGUACUUUUGUUAUCUAAGAUCUAUUAUUGUAAAUUUUAAGCUCUAGGGAAGAUUCUGAAUUAAGUUAUUGGAUGGAAUUUGUUGAAUUCUGGAUGAAAAUUUAAAAAUUAAGGUUUAACAUCCUUUUUAAAGUUUCAAAUUUUGUAAUUUAUUUAAUUCAAAGAAAGGAAACCUUGAAAAUAGGAGAUUAUCAACCUAAGUUUACCCUAAAAAUCAACUUAUUGUUUAUAAAUUUUUUUCAUUAUAUUUAAGAUAUUUUGUUGAAAUUUUCGCUAGUUAAGCAAUCUAAAUGAAUAAUACAUGAGUUAUUUUAACAUUUAGGGUAGCAAAACACAAACUUUAUUAUUUAACAUCCCUAAAAACUCUGAAUUAAAGCAAAAACUCAAUUAUACAAUUAUUCAAAAUCCAGAAUUCAACAAAUAUUUGAUAAGAUUUCAAUCAAUUAUCAAAACAAGAAAACAUCAAGAUUUAUUAACCGAGCAAAUAGAAAGCUUUUAUACUUUAAGUAACUGAAUAAAAAAUCUUUUCACUUUUAUCCAUAAAAUAUUCCUAAUUUUAAAAUCAACAAAGAAAUUUUUCUUUUUCUGAUAAAAUUAGAAAAAGAAGAUUUUUCCAUUAUUCAAGCCACAUUCAUCAUUAAAUCAAUCAAUCAUUCAAUCAUUAAAUAAUCUAUUUAUGUAAUGAAUUGAUAGUAAAUACAUAUAUAUACACUCACAAUUAACAUCAAACAUAAUUCAAUAGACAUAAUGAAUCUAGAGACAAUUAUUAAAAUGCAGUAAAUAAUAUUAAAAAAUUAAAAAAAAAUGUUUCUAUUUUCCUAUAAAGAAUGACAAAAUUUACCUUUUAAUCAGAAUGAGACAAAAACAAUUUGAAUUUCCAAUAAAAGUUUAAAAGUAUCACAACAUAGUGCAUCCUGGGUAGUGAGGGAUUUGUGGAUUUUGAUGUUUUAUCAAAGUUUAUGACUAGAUUGAAUCUAUUCUUAAAUAAUUUAUGUUGCAAAUGUUCGAAUAAGCUUUGACUGAUAUGAAGUGUUCCAUUAGGGUGUCGUAAACACGGCAGGGUGCCUAAAAAUUAUUUUACUUGCACAAAAUCCUUAAAAAUCCAACUUAACUUUUUAGUUCCUUUUAAUAAAGUCAUAAAUUAAUGUCAAAACAUCAAAUUCCACUCAAUUCUUAUUUCCCAGAUUCUCAUAAAUUUAUGCAAUGCAAAACCACAUAAAUUUUAAGUGAAAAAAAAAUGUAUUUUGAAGAUUGUAUAAAACUAUUUAAAUGUUAAAAAGUUUAAUUAAAGUAAAAAUAAAAAAUUAUUGAAGUGGUCAAAAAAAAGGUCAAAAUAUUUUAAUACGAGCAUUGUUGAGUCAAAAAGAAGAAAAAAAAUCCAAAUAAAAAAAAAUAAGCAAAAAAUGAUGUGCUUCUUUGUCGCUUUGCAUCCUUCUACCCAAAAAAAAAUCGAAAAUCAUGCCUUCUUAAGGAAAAAAUUUACUUUAUUGAGAAGAUAUAAAAAAAAUUUGUUCAAAAAUUGCUCUUUUUGAGACACACAAAUUAGGUCAAAUUUUUAGAUCAAGGAAAAAUUCUUUAAAUUAUACAACAACAAAAAUUGCAAAACAUACACAAAAGUUGACCAAUAAUUUUAAAAAGAAAAAAUAAUCAAACUCACAUCACUGAAAAGCAUUCACAUUUUUAACAACAAAGCUCGAUUUCUUCUAUUUAUGUAUCCUUGUGACUCAUUAAAUUCUUUCAUUUCAAUUUGUUUUCUAUUGAGCAGAAUUUGUGGUUUUUUCGAGUGGAUUUGGUGAUUCAAUUUUGAUCAGAACAAGUUUCUGCUAAGGUUCUGAACUUAAUAUUCUAGAAGAUAGGAAGCCUGGUUUUGGUUUAAUUUCAGAACGAUUCAUAUAUUAAAAGGAUAUUUCCCAUAUUGACUCAAGAUGUCCAUUGCAAAGUUAGUCCUAAAUUGCCAAGAUCAAGAUGAUUUGAAAGUUGCAAAUUCAAGUCUCACUUUAUUUCACAUUCUCAUUCUAAUUUCAUAUAUACAGAAUGUUAAAUUAGACUAAAUCAUCUUCGUUUAGAGAAUAACAUCGAAUGAAGAAUUUCUAACGACGAUCUUAAGUUUUCAAUCUCAUAAAACCAAAAGUUUCAUGCAGAACAUCAAUAAAGCUUAAAAUCAGCUAAAGUUCUUAUAAAAAAAAUCAUUCAAAAAUCCACAAAACUUGUUCAAUUCUGUUGUCAUGUUCUAUUUCCACAAUCACACAAAAAUCCUUCAUUUUAUAUAACAUUUUUAUUAUAAAUUAUAAGUAAUAAUUGUGAGAAUAAAAGCAUAACUACUACUUUAAGCAUAAUGAAAAAAAUUAGCUUUUUUAAUUACGAAGUGAAGUAAUUAAUAAAAGCUUCUGUGCUUGCGCAUGGAAGUGCAAGAGUAUGUUAAAGUUUAUUAAACUUUACGGAUUAGCGGAAGAAGAAUGGAUGGAUUUUUCAUUUCAUAUUCAGAAGAAAAUUAAAAAAUUUGAUAAAUAUGACAAGAAGCAUACUUGCGGAAAGACUUUAUGUAGCAUUCUGUAGCAAUUUUUUAUUUCGCAGCAUCUAUUGUAGAUUUUUAAAGAAAAAAUGGAAGUAAAAAUUGUAGAAUCAAAAAAAAAAUCUAAAAAUGAUUAAAAAUAAUAAUAAUGAUAAUGAUUCCCUUUUGCAAAUUUAAUGUUCAUGUAUGAAUGGAUAAACAUUUUGUUUGCUAAAGAUGAUAAAAAGAAAUUGAAAUGUAACAGGAACUGUAAGUUUAAAAUUUUUUUAAAAUUUUAUAAAUUAUUGAAAAUUGAAAUGAUUAGCGAAAUUCGAUGAAUAAAAAUUUUGAGAGGUAAAGAAACUAAAAUUAUGACAAAAAUUUCAUAUUUAUUUUUUUGCAUUUUUAAUUUAAAAAUUAAAACAAAAAUUUCCGUUUAACUUUAUGACGAGAUUUGAAAAGAGAAUUUUAAACAUUGUUAAUUUAAUUUAACAAUUUUAAAUCUUUUUAUCAAACCAAAUUCUUAGCAAAUAAUCAAAUUUUCAUCUUUUUGUAAUUGAAAAAAUAAUUAAAAUGAAAGCAGAAACUAAUGAACAGAGAUAAAAAUAAUAAAAACUUCUUUUUGCUAAAAAGUAAUUUAUGUUUUUUUUAUAUUCUUACAAUUUUAUCGUUUUAAAAUAUUUGAAAAAGAAAACAUAAUAAAAAUGAAAAUUUAAAAACUGAUUAAAAUGAUUAUGGAAUAAAGAAAACCUUUAAACCAACAAAAGUAAAAAACUUAUAAAAUCGAA
Molecule: messenger RNA, 6728 nt
Organism: Chironomus riparius
Lineage: Eukaryota; Metazoa; Arthropoda; Insecta; Diptera; Chironomidae
Source: the annotation of a GenBank genome assembly